UUCCGGAAGUGGUUGGGGACCGCUGCGGGGCAACACCCCGGCGUCCCUGGAAGCGGGAAAGCUGGGAACCCCGGGUGGUGCUGGGGAAGCUGCAGACCCGGGAACCCUCGCCCAGAACUUUCCGGGGUGAGGGACAGAUUCUGGGAUUGGCAGGAGAUGGAUGAGUGCAAUUGGAUGACCCCUCCCCUACAAUUGUUGUGGCUCAUACAAGGUCUCAGGCCUGGUGGCAAAUAAGGCUCAUCAGAUUUCAACUGAUCUGUUGGCAUUUGAGCCCAGACCAAUCAUGGCCGGAAGACCUGUCCGCAUAGGAGACCAGCUGGUUCUGGAGGAAGAUUAUGAUGAAACCUACAUCCCCAGUGAGCAAGAGAUUCUUGAAUUUGCCAGAGAGAUAGGUAUUGAUCCCAUCAAGGAACCGGAACUGAUGUGGCUGGCACGGGAGGGCAUUGUGGCCCCACUGCCCAUGGAGUGGAAACCUUGCCAGGACAUCACAGGUGAUAUUUACUAUUUCAACUUUGCCAAUGGGCAGUCUACCUGGGACCACCCCUGCGAUGAGCACUAUCGGAACUUGGUAAUCCAAGAGCGAGGGAAGCUGUCAGCUUCUGGGGCCAUUAAGAAGAAAGACAAGAAAAAGAAAAAGGAAAAGAAAGACAAGAAAGACAAAGAGACCUCGAAAAGUCCCAUGGAAACACAGCCUGAGCAGGGACUGCUGCCUUCUUCCUCCUUUCUCCGUGGCCCAUCCCCUCUCCCAGCACCUGGGCUUGCUGAUCUGGACUUAGACCAAGAGAUGCAGGCUAGAAGUGAGGGCUCCUUUAAGAAAGGGAAGAGCCCAUGCAUGCUUGGUGAUACCCCCUGGCCUCUCAGGGGCACCCUGCCCAACAAGCUACAGCCACUCUCCAAAGGCCAAGCUUCCCGAACUCACCAAAUCUUUGCUGACGUGGAGAAAAUCUUAGGCAGGGCCCCAGCCCAAUGCAGGACGGAAUUAGGUGAUCAGCAGGGUCUGGAGAAAACCCAGAAGCCGACUGAGAACAUCUACCUGGGGUUUUCAGACCCUGAAAUAGAAGAACUGGAAAUGAGGACCAGACAGCAGAAACUCGGCCCUCUGGGCCCUGAGAACAGUGGGCUGCUCCAGAAUGAGCAGGGUGUGUUGGAAAGCAGGAGCCAGGCCUCUGCCCACUCAAAGCUUUCUGAAACCAUCAAGGGCCCACAGAUGAAAGGCGAGCAGCACACCUACACCAUGGCCAAACUGAGCUCCACUGGCCCUGGGGGGGACAAGGGCCAGAGCUUUGUUUCUUCACCAUCCCCUGAGGAGGACCUCUCCCUGUCUCCUUGUUCUUCUCACCAGAUGCUGCCUACUGGGAAGAGCAAGCUGUUCUUGUUAGAUAGUGGCCCAGCUGAAGACUUGAGCUGUCAGGGUGUUUUGGGGGAAGGUGGGAGUGUGGGUUGGGGAAGGAGGAGGAGAGAGCCCCCAGGAUUGUGGAUGGGACAGGUCUCCAAGCUUGUGAACAAGGACACUCCCAGGAGCUGCAAGGAAACAGAGCUCAAUGAUCCUGAGGAUCUAGGGGCCUCAGCUGAAGAUCCACUUCAGAGACUCUCCCUAAUACUGCCCAAUACUUUGGCAUCAGAACCAGCCCAGAAUGCCCCUUCAGGGAGUGUCCCUCAGGCAUCUCCUACCAGUGAGAAGAGAUACCUCCCAUUGUCUACAGAGCCCCCUGAAGAAGACAGGAAGCCCAGUGGUGAUGGGUCUGACUUAGAGAACAACAGCAACAGCAGUCUAGCUUCUCACCUUAGCUCUCAGGUCGUGGGUGAAGUGAAUAACUUCCCAUGGGACCUGCAGAGCUGUCCGGGAUCUGAGCAGGGUGUGGGUGAGGCAGGCCUUGGACCCAGAGAUCUACACUCUGGCCCUUUCCUAGUGCCCCAGUUGUCCCACCUGCAGGGCUCUGCUGAUGAGCAGUCAGAGAGUGAAGACUACUCCGAGGAUCAGAGGUUCUACCAGCACAUCCUGCAGAUGGCCAAGAUCUCCAAGCAGCUGGAGGACCUGGGGCUGCCAGAGAGCAUGCAGGAAAUGCCAUGCAGAGACUUGGCCAGCAUGGUUGGCUGCACAACAGCUCGGUCUCCCAGGAUGUCUCCUGUGGGUGAGCACAAGGCCACCAGCGUAAUGGACAGGGACUUACAGUUUCUGGGUUGGGGGCCAGAGCUGCUGGAGCAUCCUCAGGAGAUGGCCCUUGCCCCAGCUGGGCAGGAGGUCUCUCAGCAAGCCUGUCUUCAGCCAAGCAGCAGCCCUCUCAGUCAGGGGCUAGUCGAGCUGAGUUCCAACAGAAGACUUGCUGUAGAGCCAGGCAAGAUGCAGCUUCUCAACCAGGCCCUGGUCUCCUCACUAGCCUCAGUCCAUAUUCCUGUUGGGGGCCUGGCUCCCUUACGAGGCCUUGAGGAUGCCCCACCCUCUGCUCUUCAAGUUUCUCAAACUGUGAACUUGGGGAAUGCAGUGGAGUCUGGCCAGCUCGGAGAACUCACGCUGCCUUCACAGGGUCUCAAGACUUCUGCUUAUACAAAUGGUCACGUGGGCCCCAUCCAUGAGGACAAGAAUGCUGUCAGCCUCUUUGCUUUAGGGGAGGAGGCCAAUGAGGAAGAUGAGGUGGAGAGUGACAACCAGAGUGUUGGCAGCUCAAGUGAGCUUCUUAAGAACCUGCACCUGGAUAUUGGGAUGCUGGGAGGCGACUUUGAGUAUGAGGAGUCUCCAAGAACAAGCAAGCCAGAGGAGAAGGAUGUCUCUCUUGGAUCUGACGCUGCCUGUCCCACUGCUCCCCGCAAGCUCUUUAGCCAGGCUGCAGAGGGCAGUCUGAUCAGUGCAGAGGACAGAGGGCAGCUGGGGAGAGGGGCCAGCGCUUGGCUCCCAGAGGUAGAAAAGAAUGGCAAGAGUGAUCCUGUGAUGUCCAAGAGUCUGGUGGACCCUGGGAGCAAUCAGCCUGCCAAAUCCAAUAAAAAAGAUGCACCAGAGGACCCAGUGGCUGCAGGAGAGGAGGGUUCCAGGAAGGAAGAGGCAGCAAAGGAGCUGAAGAAGGAGGCUGCUGUCCCAAAAGAGAGCAGAUCAGACGCCAGUGAAGAGCCAGAGAUCAGUGAACACAUGAAGGAACUACAGCUCUCCUACUCUGCUGCUUCCGACCCCAAGUCCUUCCUUGGCCUGGACUUUGGUUCUCGUAGCCGAACCUCAGAGCACCUGCUGGAUGUUGAUGUGCUUUCCCCAGUGCUGGGUGGAGCCCACUGGGAGGCCCAGAGCUUGGGUAGAGAAGACAAGGAUAACAGCCAGUCCAGUGAAGAUGAGCUACAGAGCAAGCAGUCCAAGGGCUUGGAGAGGUUAUCUCCUUUACUUCUGCAUGGGGAGCGACUCAAGAGUUCCCUUCGCAGCCAGGCCACUGAAAAAGGGCCUCUGCAGGCCCCUGACGGGCAGCCUGAGUGGAAUGGGGCAGAGGAGCCUGGGGAGGUCCCUGCAGGCAGCUCCAUCCCACCUGAUUCCCUGCAAAGGGAGGAGAUCCCAGGCCCACCUGCUGCCUGCAGGAGGGUCAAGGAGCAGUGCUCCCAGGCCAAGGAGCCCAAGGAGAAGGUGGUGGUCAGCCUUACCCUGCCAGUCUCUCCUGAGGUAGAGAAGACAGCAUGCCACACCACACAGGGUCACGUGGGGAAGGACCAGCGCUGCUCAGGAGGCAGAAGAGGCGAGAGGGGAGAACAUGGUCCAAAGCCUUUAUUAGGGUUUUCAUGGGAAGGCAUGGAUGAGGCAGGGCGAUCUCCAGAGCUUGUGGCUCCCCCAGAGCAGCUCUCAGAGGCCACCGUGAAAGCCAUGGAAGAGGCAGUGGCCCAAGAAUUUGAGCAAGAUCAGAGGCAACUACUGGAAUUGAAGCAAGAGAAGAUGCAGCAGCUGCGGGAAAAGCUGUGGCAGGAGGAGGAAGAGGAGAUCUUCCAGCUUCACCAACAGAAAGAGAAGUCUCUUAGUUUCCUAAAGGAGCAGCUACAGAAAGCCACUGAAGAAGAGGGAACUCGGAUGAGAGAAGAGGAAAGCCAGAGGCUGUCCCAGCUCCGGGCCCAGGUCCAGUGCCGUGCAGAAGCAGAUGAGGACCAGAUCAGGGCUGAGCAAGAGGCUUCGCUGCAGAGGCUAAGAGAGGAGUUGGAGUCUCUACAGAAGAGCGAAAGGGCCAGCUUGGAACAGAGAAAUAAACAAAUGCUGGAGCAGCUCAAGGAAGAGAUGGAGUCUUUGGGGAAGAGGGAGCAGGCUGCCCUGAUCUCCGAGAAAAAGGAGGCUCUGCAGCAGCUGAGGGAGCGGCUGGAAGGAGAGAGGAAGGAAGUGGUGGCAGCACUGGAGAGGGAGCACAGAGCUGAGUUGGAGCAACUCUCUUCCUCCCUGAAGGCCAAGCAUAGACAGGUUGUCUCCAGGCUCCAGAAGAAGAUAGAGGAAGCUCAGCAGAAAGAGGAGGCCCAGCUGCAAGAGAGCCUGCGGGGGACGGAGCAGAGAGCACAGCACAGAGUUCACCAAGUAGUAGAGUAUGAGCAAGAGCUCAGUGCUCUCCUGAGAGAGAAGCGCCAGGAAGUGGAAAGGGAGCAUGAGAGGAAGAUGGACAAGAUGAAGGAGGAGCACCAGCAAUUGCUGGCUGAGGCCAGAGAGCAGUAUGAAGCUGAGGAGAGGAAGCAGCGAGCUGAACUCCUGGGGCACCUGACUGGAGAGCUGGAGCGCCUGCGAAGGGCUCAUGAGCAAGAACUGGAGACCGUGAGGCAGGAGCAAGACAAGCGGCUGGAGGACUUGCGGCAUCGGCAGUGGGAGCAGGAAAGGAAACUUCGAGAUUUAGAGGUGGAACUUGAAACCAGAGCCAAAGAUGUCAAGGCCAGAGUGGCUGAGCUGGACAUCCAGGAGGAGACUGUCCGGAAGGAGAAGCAGCAGCUCCUUGAUGUGAAGAAGCAGGUUGAGCUGGAGAGCAAGAAAGUCACAGCCACCCAUCAUCAACUGGAAGAGGCAAAGAAGGAGCACACCCACCUGUUGGAGUCAAACCAGCAGCUCCGAAGAAUUCUCGGUGAGCUUCGGACCCACAAGUUGGAGCUGGAAUCCCAGGUGGAUCUGCUGCAGGCCCAGACUCAGAGGCUGCAGAAGCACAUCAGUGAUCUGGAGGCCAAAGCUCAGAGGAAGCAGGACACACUGAAAGCGCUGGCAGUCAAGAAGAGCAGUGCUUCCCCAUGUUUUGAGCCAGAUCUCCACAUUGAAGACCUGAGGAGAUCCCUUGGAACUAGCCAGACCGAAGAGGUACCCUCUUCUGUGUCCCAGAGCAAGGAGGACACUGACUUGUCCCUGGACAGCUUCCGGCACUACCUCUCUGCCGAGGGGGUAGCUCUCCGCAGUGCCAGGGAGUUCCUGGUGCAGCAGAAACACUCCAUGCGGAGGCGGCAGAUAGCUCUGAAAGCUGCCCAGCAGCACUGGCACCAUGAGCUGGCUAGUGCUCCGGAUGCAACCAAAGACCCACUAGGCACCAAGGCCCUGGAGGACGUGCGGAAGGACCUGCAGGAGGAGGAGAGGCACCUGGAUGAGAUGCAGUCGGCCAUGCGGAAAGGCCACAACCUUCUCAAGAAGAAAGAGGAGAAGCUGAAUCAGCUGGAGUCCUCUCUGCAGGAAGAGGCUGCAGGUGAGGAUGCACUGAGAGGAACCCCCACCAAGAAAGUGGUGACCUUUGACCUCAGCAGCUCAGAAGACACUGGCAGUGAAAGUUCAGAAUCCUGUGCCCUGCCUCACAUUGGCCUGACAGAAAGCCCCACCUUACUCAACAAGAUUCACUACUUGGACAGCUCCCUGCAGCGGAUUAGCAGCCAGCUAAAUGAUGUCCUCAGCAUGCUGGGUGUCCUCAACACUCAGCCACCACCUCCGCUCCUCACUUCCACCUCAGCCCAGAUCCCACCCCCAUCCUGCAGGAGUGCUCUCCUUCCUACCCACGUCUCUCCGGGCCGAGUCUCAGCUUCAUCCCCUGCUACACCCAUGUCCACCCACUGGGCCUGGGCCCCGGGGCCAGGCCCUAGGCUCUCCUCCUCUGUGACUCAAACGGUGGACGACUUCCUGGUAGAGAAGUGGCGCAAGUAUUUUCCAACUGGGGUCCCAUUCCUCAGCAGCAGCCCUGCCCCCUUGGAGAACAGGCUGGGUUACGUGUCUGCCAGUGAGCAGCUCCGCCUCCUGCCGCGGCCCCAGUCACACAUCCCUGAUGUGGGCAGCACAAACUUUCAGGGCAUGAUCGAGGCUAACCUGAAGUGGCUAGAACGUUACAAGAGUGACCCCAAGUUCCAGACAUCUUUUCUCGGUGCAUAAGCCCUCAGCCACUCUGGGCCUCCAGCAGCUGGGCCUGGACCAGAACAACAGACUGAAGAUAUAUCGCUCUUGAGGCCCUGAGCAAUGGCGUUUGGGGCACCUAGCGUCUCCUGCACCCAGACCAAGUGCCUAAGGAGGGCCCUGCACUUUAUUUCCUCUGAUAAAGCAUUCUCCUGUUCCCUCUUUGCUGCUUGCCCCAAUCAAAACUUGGAGGAACUACAGAGGGGAAGUGGGCUGGGAGAAAGGAGGGUACGACCGAAAGCAGUGAGUCACCAGCAGUGAUCACGUAAUGGGUCUCAGGCCAAAAUACGUGGACUUUUCUGAGCUCCUGCAUGGACACGGCAACACUGGGACAUGGGCACCUUCAGGACGAGGCUUUAGAGGAGUUCACAUUGAAGGCCAGGGGACUCCCUUUGGAGCCAAGUGGAUCCCUCAUACCUGCAGGGCACUUCCCAGUUCUGUGUGUGGUCCUCACUUCACUGGAACGAAGCCCUCGGCCUGUCUGUUCCCAGGGACCAGCCUCUGUCUCUUCGAUACCUCAGCCUCAUGGAGAUCAGGCCCUUUUCUUUUUUCUUCCCUUUUCCUUUCUUUUUCCUCCCUCCCUCUCCCUUCUUUUUUAAAUGUCCUCUUUCUUGAGCCCUGUUUCUCCUUUUAAAUAUCUCAGGAUUGGACUCAGAGCCCUGCCAGAGGUUUCUGGAGGCAGCCAGAGUUUUGUCACUUAUCUACUGCCUGCUGGCACUGUGCUGUUUCAGGGGCUGUCCUCAGUACCCCACCCCCUUCCCUUCUCUGGGCCUUCUCCCCAGAGCCCUCCCAGCUGGCUUCUCAGGUCUCAAGCACACAACUUUCAGGAAGACAACAAGCCAUAGGAAAAGUCUGGCAUGGUUUCUGGUCCUCACUUUGCUUUUUUCCACCUUGGGUGUAUCCACAGGUUCUUGUUUCCAUCUUGUUACCUUUUCUACCUGUGCCUGCCCCUGCUGCCUGCCCCUACUGCCCCUUCUCAGAGCUUAGAGGCUCAUUCUGAAGGCGGUAAAGGGCUAGGCCAUUGCUUCACCUUGGCAGUGAUGGGUCUUGUGUCAUUUUGGCUCAGCUUCCUGCAGCCCCACUUCUCAUCAGCAGGCUCCCUGGGACUAUAGAGGGUGUUCUCUGACAUCUGUCUCAUUUUUAAAUUAAAUGUCCCCAUUUUUCUUGUCUUGAAAGCUGGGGGGUUGCCCUUGUUCUAAUGCCUAGAAACCAAGUCUCCACCAUCCCACUAAUUUCUUUGUGCUGUAGAUUAAGAAAUGAAGAUCCUUGGCUUUUUACCCUACCUCCCAUUCUAACCCCAUAUAUCCUGCUGUCAGCCUACCACACAGAAAACUCCUAUUUCCUUGUGUGGUUGGUUCUGUGUGCUUUGGGACUAGUGUGUGUGUCACAGCCACCUCGGGUAACAAUCCCACGUUUUGUACCUCAAGUAAAUCUCUGCAGGUCCAUGUUCUACAAGGUGACUGGUUGUGUGAAUGUAUCUCCAGUCCGAAGGCCUUUAUUUCCUUCAUCUUAAGAAUAGAGGAAGGACAAUUUAAUAUUCACAGAACAUUUCCUAGGUAGCUGAUCUAAUCAUUACAACAGACCUAUGAUGCAGCAAUUUUCAUCUUUGGUUCUGUGAAUGAGAAAAUCAAGGUUCAGAGGUCUUUAAGAACCUGGGGUCCUGGAGACAGCAGCUGAAUUCCCUACAAGUAGAUUCCUCACACCCAUCCUGUGCCCUGCAGCCCGUCCCCUGCUGCCAGCCUUAGGAAGUGCUGACCUUCUCCAUCUCUCCCUUCGCCCCGCUCCCUGCUCUGCUGCCUACCAGAUGGAGACCCGCUGUGCGUUUCCCAAAGGGCACUGGUUUUCCCGUGCAGGCAAAUGAAGCCUGAAGCAGGCAGAUUUAGGUGGGUAUUUUUCCCAACUCCAGCAGUGUGAACAACCUCCAUACAGUGCAGAUUUGGAUCUGCAGCAACAGAGAUAGGAGGAGAACCAGCUGGAGAUGGCUGUGUUUCAUGGAUUUGCAUCAGAAAACCAACUUAAAGAAAAAGCAUACAAACUAACCCAGGUGUCCUACCUGCUCUGAUGAAGGCAGGGAGAAAGGAAGCAAGCUAACAUUUGUUGAACACCUGUAUGCCAAGUGCUUUUAAUAUGUAAUCCUUUAAACCUAUGAAGUUGGUAAUCAUAUUUUAUAGAUGAGGACAUUUAGGCUCAGGUUAAAUGACUGUAGUUUAAGGUCACUAGGAUUUGAACCCAGGUUCAUACAUCCCUGAAGCCAAAUCCUGUUGACCAGUAUUGCCAGCAUCUCCUAUCUUCCUCAUAGCUUGCAGAGCAGUCCUCACCAGCUUGCUGUAAAGACCUCGGCCGCAGGAAGGGGGUGGCUUCUGGCUGAGUGAGCACUGCCCCCCCACUCGACCCCACUGCGGCCAGUGUUUACAAAGUGACUUUUUCAAGACUCCCAAAUUGUCCCAUCCUUCCCCUCAUGGAUUUUAGAAUCUGCCUUGGGAGUCUAGAAUGAGACAUUUACAGCUGAAAGGAGCCUUGCAGAUGUCUGGUUCAGCACACUCAUUUCACAGAGGAGGAAAUGGCCUGGGGAGGUUACAGAAGUUGUCCAGAGUUAGUGUGUGGCAGAGGCGGGGCCAGAACUGAGGGACUGGUUCUGAAACUCCCAGCCUGAGGUUUCAGGAGUGUUUUCUGAAGGCUAUUUAUUUUGAAUAGGCUGUAUGUUCACAUGCUCAAUGUUCAAAUGAUAUAAAAGUCACUCCAUUACGGGCCAUCUGGUUUUCCCCUUGAAGGAAACAAAUAUACCAGUUCCCUCUGGGGAUUUUAUGCAAAUACAAAGGAAAAAAAUGGACACUCUUUUGAUGUUCUUCCCCUUUGCAGGUGGGCUUAAGAAUCAUUCCUAAUACAGGAAUAGACUCCCAAAGCUCUUGUGAGAGGUUCACUGACUAUUUUCUUAUGGGAGCAAUGUUGGGAAUGAUAAUUGCCCCACUGCACCCCCUCAACUGUCAUGAAACUUACACACAAAAUGGCAGUGCGGUGAGGAGGAAAAUAACCCUGGCUUUUGGAUGCCUGACUCUGACACCUAUAAGCUCUGACCUGAACAGGUCCUUUCUGGGCCUGUGCCUUCCCUGCUCAAAGGCGCAAAGCCUGAAUCCAUGCUCCAGGGAUGAAGCAGGGUGACUGCCUCAGCUUCAGUGGCUCUGAGGAUCCACUGUGGGUGGGGAUCUGCCCUCUUCCAAAGGGAGGCUCACUGCUGCCAGUGGCCUACGAUAGGGCUUGGUGGGGUGGGGGGAUUUGCCAGUCCUGCUGCUAGCUUUGUUAGUGGAGAUGGGGAAGUGAUGGUUAUCAUCAGUGUCCUAAUAAAUUGGAACCCCCACCUGCCA
Molecule: messenger RNA, 9711 nt
Organism: Phyllostomus discolor (pale spear-nosed bat)
Lineage: Eukaryota; Metazoa; Chordata; Mammalia; Chiroptera; Phyllostomidae
Gene: CEP164
Product: centrosomal protein 164
Exons: 35
Coding region: 284-6328 (2014 amino acids)
Molecular function (GO): protein binding
Source: RefSeq, a predicted model, not a curated record